AUGGCAGUACUCAUGAGAUCGCGAGCUCAAGAAACUGAUGACGAUGAGGUUGCACCCAUGGGACCGCUAGAGUUUCAGGCUGAACGCUGGAGACGGAUUAAGCUUCACCAAGAGGAAGACGAGUAUCUAGCGGAGAUAAGGGCGUUCCUGAAUGACGACCUGGAUAGGUUCUCAUCCACGCGGUUGAAGAAGAUCAGCAAGGUCGCAGAUCUGUUCGUUCUGGAUGACCGCGGAGUGUUGUACAGACUUCCACACUCUGUUCGUGGAAGACCACGAGACGCCGUGGAUAAUCUGAGUCCCGAGUUCACUCCCAUGUUGCAUCACGCGCAUGAAGACUUCCAAGGUGGACACCAAGGGAUCACUCUGACUCACGAGAAGUUACGUACCGAGUUCGACUGGCCCGGCAUGUAUGCGGACGUCCAACAUUUUGUGAAAGAAUGCGUGGAUUGUGCCAGUGGAAAAGGGGCGCCCCCGAAUGCUGAACCUUCGCCAGGAAACAUUGAACCACGGUAUCCCUUUGAAGCAGUUUCUAUGGAUUUCGUUACUCAUAUGCCCGAGUCGGCUAGAGGGAAUACGUUUCUCUUGUUGUUUCAGGACAUGUUUUCAGGUUACGUGAUGUGUAAGCCCAUGUCAUCCACUACCGCUCAAGAUGUCGCUGAGGCCUAUGAGGAGCAAGUGUUUCAGAGAUUCGGAGCGUCUUCCAUGAUACGGCACGAUCAGGAUCCGCGUUUCAUGAGUGAAGUGUUCACAAGGUUCCGAGAACUCUUAGGUAGCCGACAACGUGCUACACUCGGAUAUCGUCCGCAAGCGAAUGGGCAGCAGGAAAGAUCCGUGCAAACAGUCAUUCGGAGUGUUCGGGCAUAUGUUGCUGAGAUGGAUCAAUCCGACUAG
This is a messenger RNA of Phytophthora megakarya, 891 nucleotides long. Lineage: Eukaryota; Oomycota; Peronosporomycetes; Peronosporales; Peronosporaceae. The record is from the annotation of a GenBank genome assembly.